AUGUGGCAGUUGGAUCUGGGGCUCCAGGUGGACCUGGAAAAAGCCCAACUGCCGAACUUGUGGCAGGCCCUGGGCAAGCACCUUUCGUCACACUGGCUGGCUGUUCCCUGGAGAGGAGGAAUGGUUGGAACCAUCUCCUCCUCCCAAGCGCCAAGCUAUGGGUGGCAAAGGCAAGGGCAAGGGACAAAUGGCAGCCCACGGCCCCCCAGUGAGCGCCAAGUGCGGGAUGAUGGACUUCCCUCGUCACCCCCACUUAGCCGAGAGCGUCAGGCCAUUCGGGCCAAUUUGCAUUGGCAAGAGCUGGUCAAAUCUGCCCUGCGUGCGCAUUGGCCGGCACUCCCUGAUAAGCCCUGUGAGGAGCUGGAUUCCCUCAUGUUUGAGGAAGGCGUCACUCCCACUGAGCCCAAUGCCCAAGAGAUCACUGGUGCUUUCAAAGCAACCACUGGCAAGCUCAAGACCCUGGGCAUCCAGAAAGCGGCGUUGGAAGGCCGCAGUGACAAAGCCAAAGCCAGCCUUGAAGCCUUGUAUGGCAGGCAGCGAGAGUUGGACCAGGAGCUGGCUGAUGCCAAAGAUAAGGUUUCAGAUCAAUAUUGGACGGCCGUCCUUGGGAUGGAGGCCAAAACAGAGCCAGAAGUGGGUGAACCCACGGGACAAUCGGAGGAGAUGUUGGAUCACGGAGACAAUCUCACCAAUGAGCAACGAGGAAUCCUGCGGCAGCUCCUGGGACCGACUAGGGCUGACAAGCGCCGGAAGGUUGCUUCCUCUCCAACCGCCAGCCUUGGCUGCUGGAUGUUGAGAAAGUGCCCUUGGACGGGACACAGGCUAAAGCAGCUCCCUCUUCCCCUCCUCCUCGCCUUUAGCCUGCCAUGGUUGCUGCGAGAAGCCCUAGGUGCGCUGCCAGCCGCGAGCCUUGGUGACCUCGAUAGGAAGCGGGGUGGAUUAGAACCUACGGUGCAUAAUGAGGCUACGGAGACUGGCGUGAACUUUCCUAGUUUUGUAAACCCAGGCAGUUUUGCCACAAUACAGCUGAAGACGGCCAAUGUAACCAACUAUAAUGCUGCAGUAGACAGUUGGUUGGAUGUGAUGGCUUGGUCCUCCAUCUUCAAGAAAACUCAUCUCGAUGAAGAGCAGACACAGCAAAAGCAGAAAGUGCCCUCUGUCAAAGACACCAUCAAAGACUUGGGCGUCGAUAAUUCCUUGGCCAGGAAGAGGCAUUUGAAGACUCACAGCACUAGAUUGUCGCGGGGUGGUAGGAGACUCCAAAUGAUUAAGAAAUUGCUUGCGCAAGCACGGCGCAAAUAUGUCAGCAUGUCUGCUGCGCCGGCUGCCCUGUGGGGGCAUAUGGCUUUAGGGGUCCCCCCAAAUAAGCUGAAAGCUUGGCGUUUGUCCGUCGCUCGUACUCAGCAUUGGGUCGGGUCGAGGAUGUCUUGCCAUUGCUAUGGCCUUUAA
Molecule: messenger RNA, 1449 nt
Organism: Durusdinium trenchii
Lineage: Eukaryota; Dinophyceae; Suessiales; Symbiodiniaceae
Source: the annotation of a GenBank genome assembly